This is a messenger RNA of Dermacentor silvarum, 885 nucleotides long. RefSeq lists its product as uncharacterized. The coding region runs from base 1 to 885 and encodes 294 amino acids. NCBI's taxonomy places the organism in Eukaryota, Metazoa, Arthropoda, Arachnida, Ixodida, Ixodidae. The transcript has 2 exons. The record is from RefSeq and is a predicted model, not a curated record.
AUGGCGGUUCCCGAUGUGGCCAGGCAUCCAGGCAUGGCGGGUGCAUCGUUGAGCAGCGAGGUGCAAUACUGCUACCAGCGGCGAACACGUGUUCACCCACCCUCAAACGCCAUCACGCAGUUCGCACAGGAAAAGAGGCGUUCGGUGGCCGCCAUGAACGUGAACGAACACAACCGGCGCGUUAGCAGCCACCUGGCAAAGCUGUGGCGUCCUCUCCGCGGCGCCGACAAGGAGCCCCUCCAGCCCAAGAUAGCCGAAGCUGUCGCCGUCCACCGAAAGAAGUACCCGGACUACGCGCACAACCCGCGAGAGGCCCACCAGCGCAAGGAGCAGGAGCGCAUUGCCAAGCAGGUUACCAGCAAGCUGAACAUUGACAGUUCCUGGGACAAGGAGCAGCAGCCGCUUACUUCCACGGUCGCGGCCCAAUGUCGAGGCGGCCCGAAGUUCCAGCAGCAGCUGCCGCCAUUGUCGCGGACGUCACGGAGCAAACGCCGUGCUACCAUCAGUAGCCGACAUGCUGACCAUCAGCAGCCGACAUGCGUUUGUAUGCCGACAACCGCUGUCCCGGCCACGACCAAGGAUCUGGAAGAACAAGUGGUGCCUGUAAAAGUGGUUGCUUUCAGAGCUUUGACUGAAUUGUUGAAGAGGCAGCCGCAACACUUCCACAAUUAUGCUGAGCUCACCUUGAUCAAGAUCUUCGGAACAAUGAAGGAGCCUGAAAGAGAGGUGAAGCGUGCUGCUGAGCUGUGUUCUAUAGAAUCUGUGCCUGCGCUACACCCCGAGCAAACAAUCCGGCUCAUCGGGGAGUCGGAUGACCAAGACGUUGUGAUCGCUGUCAUCAAGGCCAUGUCCCGACUAGACGUUAUCAGCAGUUAUCAGCGUUAA